Molecule: messenger RNA, 3291 nt
Organism: Budorcas taxicolor (takin)
Lineage: Eukaryota; Metazoa; Chordata; Mammalia; Artiodactyla; Bovidae
Gene: UNC13D
Product: unc-13 homolog D
Exons: 32
Coding region: 16-3291 (1091 amino acids)
Source: RefSeq, a predicted model, not a curated record
GCUGGGCUGAACACCAUGGCUACGCUCUUCUCCCGGCCCCAGAGGCGCCCUCCCCUCUUGCGCCAGGCCAUCAAGAUAAGGCGCCGCGGGGUCAGAGAUCUGCAGGAUCCCCGGCCCCCACGGGCUCAGGAGAUCGAGCCUUCAUCCCACCACUUGUCGCCUGAGGAGCGGGCCCUGCUCUACGAGGAAGCUCUCUACACCGUCCUGUACCGGCUGGGGCAGCCGGAGCCCAACCAUGUGGGGGAGUCCUCCGAGCUGCUGCAGUACCUGCAGGAGGCCUUCCACAUGGAGCCCGAGGAGCAUCAGCAGAUGCUAAAGCGCGUCCAGCAGCUGGAGAAACCAGUCUUUUGUCUGAAAGCAACGGUGAAACAAGCUAAGGGUAUCCUGGGCAAGGAUGUCAGCGGGUUCAGUGACCCCUACUGCCUGCUGGGCAUCGAGCAGGGGAUGACGGUGUCUGGGGGCAGCCCAGGCCUCCGGCGCCGGCAGAAGGCCGUGGUGAGGCACACCAUCCCCGAAGAGCAGACGCACCGCACCCAGGUCAUCACCCAGACCCUCAACCCUGUGUGGGACGAGACGUUCAUCCUAGAGUUUGAGGACAUAAGCAAUGCCAGCUUUCAUCUGGACAUGUGGGACAUGGACACCGUGGAGUCCGUCAGACAGAAGCUCGGGGAGCUCACAGACCUGCAUGGGCUGCGAAGGAUAUUUAAGGAGGCCCGGAAGGAAAAAGGCCAGGACGACUUCCUGGGGAACGUAGUUCUCAGACUACAGGACCUGCGCUGCCGGGAGGAUCACUGGUACCCCCUGGAGCCCUGCACGGACACCUACCCGGACCGCGGCCAGUGUCACCUCCAGUUCCAGUUUAUCCACAAGCGGAGAGCCACCAAGGCCAGCCGCUCCCAGCCCAGCUACACAGUCCACCUCCACCUCCUGCAGCAGCUGGUGUCCCAUGAGGUCACCCAGCACCAGGCUGGCAGCACCUCCUGGGAUGGGUCAUUGAGCUCCCAGGCGGCCACCAUUCUCUUCCUCCAUGCCACGCAGAAGGACCUGUCGGACUUCCACCGGUCCCUGGCGCAGUGGCUGGCCUACAGCCGUCUCUACCAGAGCUUGGAGUUCCCUAGCAGCUGCCUCCUGUUCCCCAUCACCAGCAUUGAGUACCAGUGGAUCCAGGGCCGGCUCAAGGCCGAGCAGCUGGAGGAGCUGGCCACCUCGUUCAGCUCCCUGCUGGCCUAUGGCCUCUCCCUCAUCCGGAGGUUCCGGUCUGUCUUCCCCCUCUCGGUGCCUGACUCCCCAGCCCGGCUGCAGUCCCUUCUCAGGGUCCUGGUACAGAUGUGCAAGAUGAAGGCCUUUGGGGAACUGUGCCCAGACAGCGCUCCCCUGCCCAGCCUGGUGGCUGAGGCACUGCGGGCUGGCACCGUGGGAUGGUUCCACCUGAAGCAGCAGCACCAUCAGCCCAUGGUGCAGGGGCUGCUGGAGAUGGGCAAGGCGUUACUGAGCCUGGUACAGGACAUCAUUGGGGACCUGCACCAGUGCCAGCGCACGUGGAACAAGAUCUUCCAUAACGUGCUCAAGAUCGACCUCUUCUCCAUGGCUUUCCUGGAGCUGCAGUGGCUGGUGGCCAAGCGGGUGCAAGACUACAUCGCGAUGGUGGGCGGCUCGGUGACCCCGGAGGUAGGCGAGAGCCUGUUCCAGCUCUACGUCAGCCUCAAGGAGCUCUACCAGCUGGGCCCGCACCCCUCGGAGAGGGAUGGCGUCCUGGCCCUGGAAGGCUUCCACCGCUGGUUCCAGCCGGCCAUCCCGUCCUGGCUGCAGAAAACCUACAGUGUAGCCCUGGCGCGCGUGCAGCGCGCGGUACAGAUGGACCAGCUGGUGCCCCUGGGGGAACUGACCAAGCAUAGCACCUCCGCUGUGGAUCUGUCCACCUGCUUUGCCCAGAUCAGCCACACCGCCCGGCAGCUGGACUGGCCUGACCCGGAGGAGGCCUUCAUGAUCACUGUCAAGUUUGUGGAGGACACCUGUCGGCUGGCCCUGGUGUACUGCAGCCUUAUAAAGGCCCGUGCCCAGGAGCUCUCUGCAGGCCAGAAGGACCAAGGCCAGGCGGCUAACAUGCUGUGCGUGGUGGUGAAUGACAUGGAGCAGCUGCGGCUGGUGAUCGGCAAGCUGCCCACCCAGCUGGCAUGGGAGGCGCUGGAGCAGCGGGUGGGGGCUGUGCUGGAGCAGGAGCAGCUGCAGAACACGCUGCAUGCCCAGCUGCAGGGCGCCCUGGCUGGGCUGGGCCAUGAGAUCCGAACCGGCGUCCGCACCUUGGCCAAGCAGCUGGAGGCGGGCAUUGCCAAGCACAUCCAGAAACUCGUGGGCAUCAGGGAGUCCGUCCUGCCUGAAGACGCCAUUCUGCCUCUGAUGAAGUUCCUGGAGGUGAAGCUCUGCUACAUGAACACCAACUUGGUGCAGGAGAACUUCAGCAGCCUCCUGAGUCUGCUCUGGACACACACGCUCUCGGUGCUGGCGGAGGUGGCUGCCUCCCAGCGGAGCUGCCCCCUGGCCUGUAGCAGGCUGAAGUUUGCACUACAGAACCUGGAGGUCUGCUUCUACGCAGAGGGCUGUGGCCUGCCGCCCGAGGCCCUGCACACUGCCAGCUUUCAGGCUCUGCAGAGGGACCUGGAGCUGCAGGCGGCCUCCAGUCGGGAGCUCGUCAGCAAGUACUUCUGCUGCCGCCUCGAGCAGCAGGCAGCAACCACCUCCGAGGAGCUCGGGGCCGUCACCAUCAAGGCCUCCUACCGCCCCUCCGAGCAGAAGCUGCGUGUGGAGCUGCUCAGCGCCUCCAACCUACUGCCCCUGGACUCCAAUGGCUCCAGCGACCCCUUUGUCCAGCUGACCUUGGAACCCAGGCAUGAGUUCCCUGAGCUGGCCCCCCGGGAGACCCAAAAGCACAAGAAGGACCUUCACCCACUGUUUGAUGAGACCUUUGAAUUCCUGGUGCCUGCUGAGCCGUGCCAGAAGGACGGGGCGUGCCUCCUGCUCACAGUGCUGGACCACGACAGGCUGGGGACUGAUGACCUGGAGGGGGAGGCCUUCCUGCCGCUGCGCUCCGUGCCCGGCCUGACAGGGAUGGAGGAACCUGGCGAAGUGCCUCAGACCCGCCUGCCCCUCACCUACCCUGCACCCAACGGGGAUCUGAUCCUGCAGCUGCUGGAGAGCCGGAAGGGUGACCGCGAGGCCCAGGCGUUUGUGCGGCUGCGGCGGCAGCGAGCCAAGCAGGCCUCCCACCAGCACAGCCUGCAGCCGGGGCGGUAG